AUGUCCAUGUCCGCAUUCUGUUCUUCGUCUGCCAUACUAGCGGACCAGUUUACGAUUGAUCUACUUUCAUCUUCCUCAACCGCAUACCCUAUACCCCACGCCGUCAUCCGCGAGCAGAAGACAUACUACACAAUAUGUUUCCAUCCUGACAUCGCCGGAGUAAUCCCAACCUCGCCCAAAGCAACGCCAAAAUCCGCACUCGCCCCCGCAUAUCCCGAAGUUGUGAAAGCCUGGGACACGAAGGUGAAAGAGAGGCUGGACGAAGAGCAUCGCAUCCGCCAAAUCCAAGACAGUAUCCUUGAUGACGCAGGAAAGCUUAAGGCACAGAAACCCGUCAGAGAAAGGGAUCCGGGGGUCGCAUGUGAUCAGAACCUACUCCCGGGAAUGAGGGCUCAUUGGGGGGAGUUGAGGCAGUGCGCGACGCAUCUACGUGAGGGCAAUGCAUUCGAGGUGUGCAAAGGGUGUCGUGUAGCGCAUCACGCGCAGCACGACCGAAAUUUUGAUCGGACUCUCAUGAUGACAAGAGGAGCGCGCGUGCCGGUUUGCGAGGGCUAUGCAAGAAUGGCUUUGAACAACAUGGGUAUGAGGUCGCGAGCUUGUGUUUGUGACAGACAGUGGACGUGCUACGGCUGCCGGGAGAGUGAGCUAGAACAUCUUGCAAAUGCGAGGCAUGACGCAUAUGUAGAAGGAAGCUGUUCUACAAUGGCGAAGGGAGACAUUGAGAGAGAUGAGGAUAUAAAACUCUUCUAG
This is a messenger RNA of Pyrenophora tritici-repentis Pt-1C-BFP, 750 nucleotides long. Lineage: Eukaryota; Fungi; Ascomycota; Dothideomycetes; Pleosporales; Pleosporaceae. The record is from RefSeq and is a predicted model, not a curated record.